Molecule: messenger RNA, 2908 nt
Organism: Portunus trituberculatus (swimming crab)
Lineage: Eukaryota; Metazoa; Arthropoda; Malacostraca; Decapoda; Portunidae
Gene: Mocs1
Product: molybdenum cofactor biosynthesis protein 1-like
Biological process (GO): Mo-molybdopterin cofactor biosynthetic process
Molecular function (GO): GTP 3',8'-cyclase activity; metal ion binding; cyclic pyranopterin monophosphate synthase activity
Source: RefSeq, a predicted model, not a curated record
GUUUGCACGAAAAGCUUGUUCAGAAUUUGUAAUAUUUUUCUUCAUUUAUAUGGAGUCACUAUGGAUGGAUAUUUCGAUGGCUUAACGGUGUGGAAUGUUCUAAUAUUUUUUAUAUACAUGUUUUGCACGUAUUUUAAAUAUUACUCAGACUGGAGAUAUUUUGCCAUUGUGGAUAUUAAUUAAAUUACUUACCAAGUCAUAAUAUAUAAGGCAUUCGGGCAUAGCUUCAUUUUUUGGAGGGGUCGAUUUUGAAUUUAUAUACGUAACGUAAAUAUAGGCGAGUCAUUUGUCCCCCCGUUGUGACGUCACAGCUAGGGUGGUGAUUCAUCCCCGUCCUGGGCGGAAGACUAGCUUUGCUCUGGCGCCUUUUUGUCCAUUGUUGAUUGAAUUGAGAGAGUUUUCCACGCGUUUUCUUUGUGUUUCCAAGCUUAGGCUCAGCUGAUGGCCAGUCAUGCUGUCUCGCGUCUUGUAUUCAGUGAAGGUAACACGCCUGUCUAGGUGUUCCUGCCUCACACUGCUCACACGUAAGCAUGGGUUCUCUCGGGAGGCAGAUGACCCGGGGGAGAUGCCUCUGGGCCUCUAGGUAUGUUGUCUCUGCCUCCACCAGUAUAACCUCAUCCUCUACACGUGUCUCCACCUACUCCUGCACCCGUGACUCCCAUAGCAAGGUGGGUCGUGUGGAGGCCUUGAGAGCAGUGAACCCUCUGCCAUUCUCUGCCUUCCUUACAGACUCCUUUGGACGUGAACAUUCUUACCUCAGAAUUUCCCUCACUGAAAAAUGUAACUUGAGAUGCCAGUACUGCAUGCCAGAGGAAGGUGUGAGUCUGACACCCAAGGACAGCCUGCUCACCUCGGAGGAAAUACUGAGGAUAGCGCGGCUGUUUGUGUCAGAGGGAGUGGACAAGGUGCGACUGACGGGAGGCGAGCCGAUGGUCAGGAAGGACCUCACACACAUUGUUGAGUCACUGUCGGGCCUGGGAGUGAAGCAGCUUGGCCUGACAACCAAUGGCCUGCUGCUCAAGAGGCGUCUCCGGGAUCUGCAGUCAGCCGGCCUCACUCACCUCAACAUCUCCCUGGACACACUCAUCCCGCAGAAGUUUGAGCUGAUCACUCGGCGCCGGGGGUGGGAGAGGGUCAUGGAGGGUGUCGAUUUGGCUCUUGACCUCGGCUAUUCCCCUGUCAAGAUCAACUGUGUGGUGAUGCGAGAAAACGAGGAGGAGCUGACGUCCUUCAUGGAGCUGACACGACACAAGGAUAUUGAUGUGCGCUUCAUUGAGUACAUGCCCUUUGACGGGAACAAGUGGGAUGACCGCAAGAUGGUAAGUUACAGGGAGAUGCUGAAGCACCUUCAGGAGGCAUUCCCUGGGCUCACCAAGGCCUCGGACAAGCCCAACGAUACCUCCAAGGCAUACAAGGUUCCUGGGUUUGUGGGUCAGGUUGGCUUCAUCACCUCCAUGUCUGACAACUUCUGCGGCUCCUGCAACAGACUGAGGCUGACGGCUGACGGCAACCUCAAGGUGUGUCUCUUUGGGGCCGCUGAGAUCUCCCUCAGAGAUGCAAUGCGGAGAGGUUGUGCUGACAAGGAGCUACUGGAGGUUGUGGGGGCGGCCGUGGGGAGGAAGAGGAGGCGUCAUGCAGGCAUGCAGAACCUGGUCAGGCUGAAGAAUCGGCCGAUGAUUCUAAUCGGGACAGAUAUGUGUGUCACUUCUGCCCACACCAUCACACCACCACACACUGUAACCCAUCACACUACUGCUACAUCACAUACACCACACCACACUACCUAUCCCACACUGCACCAUGCCCUCACCACACCACACCUCACCACAAUGCACGCCCGAUAUCUUCACACCACCACUACCGCCACUACUGACAGAGGCACACCAGAGCAGCCCAGUGUUGGCAGAGGCCAGCAGAGAAACAACACUUCCAAUGACACCUCCUCUCACAUCACUCAGGGAAGAACCUCAGAUGGUGCUAGUGCCUCAGCCUCCCAGGACCACAAUGCACUGUUCUGGCACCAGUUUGGCCACCACCACCUCAGUAAUGAAGCACAGGUGGAAGCUGAGAUGAGAGUUAAGAGAAUGAUAACUAAUACUGAAAUGAACUUAAGUGAAGGUGAGAGUGGAAUGAAAACACAAAAUUGGAAUGAUGUGACAGUUCAGACUCCAGUAACAAAUGAAAAUGAGAAGAACCUGAGUGAAAAUGAUCAUAGAAUAGAAACACUGCACCAAAAAAACAUAAAGACUCAGAAUUCCUCAACUAGAAAAGCAAGUAAAGGAAGGAAGCCACAAGAAAACGAGACAGGGAGAACAGAAGCAACAUCCGACCCACCUCAACCCAGCACCCUCACACACGUCACCACCACAGGGGAGGCACGGAUGGUAGACGUGGGUGGCAAGGCAGUGACACGCAGGGAGGCCGUGGCACGUGCUGAGGUAUCCCUGGGAGCUUUGGCCUUCCAGCUGGUGAAGGAGAACAGGGCCAAGAAGGGAGACGUUCUUGGUGUGGCACGUGUUGCAGGGAUCAUGGCAGCUAAAAGGACAUCUGAGCUUAUCCCCUUGUGCCAUUCCCUUCCUUUAGACACUGUGGAGGUUAACUUAAUGCUGAGAGAGAGCCAUAAAGGAUCAGAGGUGCCAGUAUCAGAUCAUGUGGUGGUGAUAGAGGCUAGAGCAGUGACAACAGGACGGACAGGGGUGGAAAUGGAGGCGCUGGUGGCGGUGUCUGUGGCGGCGCUCACAGUGUAUGACAUGUGCAAGGCAGUGUCCCAUGCCAUCACCAUAUCACAGGUGCGCCUCGUCUCAAAGUCAGGUGGCAAGAGGGACUACACUGCCAGAGAGUGAUGGUGGUGAUUGUGUGUGUGGCAGUGGUGAAAGAACCUUAAGUGCAUUUUUGUUGUUAUUUGAAA